Molecule: messenger RNA, 2014 nt
Organism: Theobroma cacao (cacao)
Lineage: Eukaryota; Viridiplantae; Streptophyta; Magnoliopsida; Malvales; Malvaceae
Product: oxidoreductases, acting on NADH or NADPH
Source: RefSeq, a predicted model, not a curated record
AAAUAUCCCAAAUACCUUCCAUCUCCAUUGUUAUUCAUUGUUAUUUUUCUUUUUCUUAUCAGAUAUGGGAGAUCAGAGGCAAAUGUUUCGUUUUCGACUCCCUUGGCUAUCAGCAGCUACUGCUCCGCGUCCUGCAGCUCAACCACAACCUCGACCUGCAGCUCAAACUCAAGCCCCUGCGCAGCCAACCACUACCAUCCCUAUCCAACGGCCACCAUUUCGGCCUGCAGGGAUCGCCCCGGUACAGACCACUCCUAGCCAGGGUCAAGCACCACCACAAAAAACAGAACCUCCGCCAGCCGCAACUUCACGUGCAGCCACUGAAAGCAAAGCUACUUUACGGCCAGCAUCACCGCCUCGCCUGACAACUCAAAUCAGAGCUGCCUCAGUUCCACCAUCACCAUCUCCUAGAGCCACUGAAACUCAAGUCACUUCUCAGCCAGUAGCACCAACUCGUGCACCCACACAAGCAAGGGCUGCCUCUGUGCCUCCCUCCCCAUCUCGCAUUGCUUCCCAGCCCCAAUCAACAGCGCAGACAGUGUCCGAGCAACAAUCUCCAUCCCGUUUGGCCUCUCAGCCACCAGGCCAAACAUCUUCACAACCCUCUUCUCCAUCACGUAGAGCCACGCAAGGAAGGUCUCAGCCUCCAAGUUCUACUCUACCCCCAUUAUCUGCCUCACAAGAAACCACCUUUCGACCAUUUGGCGUGGCAGUAGAGCCUUCACAGGCAUCAGCCCAAGUAAAAGAAGUUGCACCAAUUAUUGCAGCUACAGAAACACCUUCAGCACCACUAAAGCCAAAGGAAAGGGAAGAAAGAAAAAAGGCUGCUGAAGAACGGAGGAAAGCAAAAACAAAGGGUUCAACUUAUGAAGAGCCAGAGCAGAGAACAAUUACUAAACUUCUUGCUGCAGCAGCAGAUGCUGGGACAAAAACCAGAGAGCUACUGGGGGCAGCUUUUGAGACAGGAAUAAGACACCAGGAAAAGCAAGAAGAUAUUGAACGAAAGAAGACAUGGACAACCUCAAGCACUGAUGAAAAACAAAUCAAAACUGUGAGUUCAACAUAUCCAAAAGAAGGGAGCACGCCAACUAAUUCUCAUCAAAAGCAUGCCACCUCCACUUGGGAACAAGUUCCCCUGCACAAAGAGAUCAGGGAAGAUAUUUCUAAGUUUGUUCAUAAGAUGGCCACAGGGCAACCAAAGCUGCCUACAGAUGAAAAAUCAAUCGCUGUUCUAACCCUAGCAGGAGAAAACAGAGGAGCAUCAUUUUAUAUGGGUUCAGAAUCAGCCAAAAAGGAUGGAUUAGUCCACAUUCACCGGGGUUAUAAGAUCAACCCAGAUGACAGCCCUGAUGCGACUACCACUGAUGGAGAAGGAAGCUCCAGGGGAAGAAAGCCUAAGGAUUCAAUGACCAGAGAAAAUCCAGCACCAAGAGCAUAUGUCAAUAGUAACACACAGAGCAUCAAUAAUUCAGUUGUGUUUGAAAGUUCUGUGAACGAAAGAAAUCCUGGCGUUCAUCUGGAAUUUUUACAAAAUUCAGCAGAACCAACCAUGUCUAAUGCAAAGGCAGGGCCUCUUGAGACACGCAAGGCUGAAUUUAACGUUACCCCAGCAGAGAAGCUUACAUAUGAGCCCACAGUAAGAAGAAGAUGCCUCAGAGGGCUUUUUGCGGAACCAAGUGACUCGGACCCUGAUAAUCCUGAAAAGCCUCGGCGACAUGGUUGUCGCUACAGCUGCGGGGAGAAGAACAAAGAAACAGAGAUAGGGGUUCUCUGACCGUAUAAUUUACCUAUCACUUUGCAUGCAGCAUGUGCAUGCGUGAUAAAAAGAAUGAUUAUGAUAAAUUGAUAAUAAGGAUGCCAUAUUGUCCAAAAUCAAGCUCCUGAGCCCAAUGGCUUUCGUAUUUUCAUGUUAUAUUAUUAUGUAAUGUAAAACCCAAUGCACUUUGUACUGCAAUUUGCAAUUGAAUACCUACUUAUAGAGGGAAAAAGUUGCUAUAACAACAUAGUUCUCUUA